This is a messenger RNA of Annulohypoxylon truncatum, 1764 nucleotides long. RefSeq lists its product as uncharacterized. The transcript has a single exon. Gene Ontology annotation, cellular component: cytosol; COP9 signalosome. The record is from RefSeq and is a predicted model, not a curated record. NCBI's taxonomy places the organism in Eukaryota, Fungi, Ascomycota, Sordariomycetes, Xylariales, Hypoxylaceae. Bases 221 to 1525 code for a protein of 434 amino acids.
CCACGUUCUGUCACCAACGAACUCCAAGCCCCACGUCCAAAUUCGUGAAGCUUGCAAUCACAAUUUCUUCACCUCUCAACUCACCGUCCUCGAGAUCGUCUUGCUUUAAGGACAUCACAAUCCGUCUUCCUCUCCCUUGACCUCCGUAAACUAAUAAUAGGUGACACACCACACCCCCAUCCUAUGCUCUAAACCCAACGCCCCCUCAACAAACGCAACCAUGACCAGCCCCAAGAUCGCCCAGGCGCUGUCCCAGCUGCAAGCAGGAGGAGACGCAGCCUCGCACCUCGAAACCAUCCUCUCCGACCUGAAGACCCUCUCGACGCCCGAAACCAUCUCCGCGGACCUCUGCGCCGUCGCCGACGCCAUCCUCUCGCCGAACGCGCACCUAGGCGUCGUAGCCCAGCGCACGCUGAUCGAGCGCCUCGUGUCCGCCGUCCGCGCCCUCGAGCAGCCGGACCUGUGGAUCGGCGUGGGCGAGCACAUCCUCGCCGUGCUCUCCGCGUCCGCGAGCAGCGCGAGCGCCGGCGACCCGACCACGACGACGACCUCGGGCACCUUCCUGGAGCAGACGGUGCAGCUGCGCGAGCUGCUCGCGGACGCGCACGAGGCGAACGAAGACCACAUCCUCGCCGCGCGCGCCCUCUCCGAGAUUCCCUUAGACUCGUCCUCGCGCCGCGUCACCCCCGAGCAGCGCGUCGCCGUCUGGGUCCGCAUCGUGCGCAACUACCUCGAGGUAGACGACACCACGACGGCCGAAACCUACCUCAACAAGCUCAAGAACGUGAUUUACCAGGUGUCCGACCCGACCCUGAACCUGCACUUCCGCCUCUCGCAGGCCCGCAUCCAGGACGCGAAGCGCGAGUUCCUCGCCGCGAGCCAGGCCUACCACGACAUCAGCCUCUCGGCCGCCGUCAGCGAGGACGAGCGCCUGCACACGCUCGCCAUGGCCGUCAAGUGCGCGAUCCUCGCGCCCGCCGGCCCCCUGCGCAGCCGCGCCCUCGGCCGCCUGUUCAAGGACGAGCGCGCCGCCUCCCUGCCCGAGUUCGGCAUGCUCGAGAAGAUGCUGUUCGACCGCCUCUUGGCGCCCGCCGAGGUGCGCAAGUUCGCCGAGGGCCUGGCCCCGCACCAGCUCGCGCUCACCGCGGACGGGACCACGGUGCUGGCGCGCGCCGUCGUCGAGCACAAUCUGUUGGGUGUCUCACGAUUGUAUAGUAACAUCGGGUUUGACGACCUGGGCGUGCUGCUCGGUCUGGACGCUGAUAAGGCGGAGGAUACGACGGCGAAGAUGAUUGAGCAGGGCCGGCUUGUGGGCAGUAUCGACCAGAUCGACCGCGUUAUCUGGUUCGAGGGCGGAGAGGCUUCGGGAGAGAAGGGCAGCGGACGGGCUGAGGUGAAGGUGGGACGGGAGAUGCGGCGGUGGGAUGCUAAUGUGCAGAGCUUGGCCGAGGAGGUUGAGAACGUGACGAACGCGCUGCAGCGAGAGUUCCCUGAGUUCGUGCUCGAGAAUCUCGUGGUGGGAUAAGCCUGGAAUGACGAGCAAAGCAAGGCAAGGCAAGGUACGAAAGGUAUUGGCGUAUGAGGAGGAAUGAGGAAUGAUUGAUCACUUGGUGUGUCUGGCGUUACCUAAUGAAUGAAUGCAUAGAUACGGCGUCAAGGGAAGACUAUGCUGUAAAUCGGCACAUGAGUUUAUGAACUAAAAAAGCAAAUUCGAGUUACUCAACGAGAUAUAUCUUAAUGGGUGGCCUGUCAUUGAACAAUAGU